Molecule: messenger RNA, 2148 nt
Organism: Oncorhynchus kisutch (coho salmon)
Lineage: Eukaryota; Metazoa; Chordata; Actinopteri; Salmoniformes; Salmonidae
Product: runt-related transcription factor 1-like
Exons: 4
Coding region: 991-1611 (206 amino acids)
Biological process (GO): neuron differentiation; chondrocyte differentiation; regulation of cell differentiation
Cellular component (GO): nucleus
Molecular function (GO): DNA-binding transcription factor activity, RNA polymerase II-specific; RNA polymerase II cis-regulatory region sequence-specific DNA binding; ATP binding
Source: RefSeq, a predicted model, not a curated record
UAAAACCACAAUACUAGAGCGCGACCGCUGUGUCCGUCUCUCGUCGGGCAUCGUGCACCGCAGCCCCAAAGUGGAAUUCCAUUGACUGGCCGGAGCCUUCCUAAGAACCCACAGUUCUCCAUCCCUGGACGGACGCAGCUCUGAUUGGUUAAACCCUCCCGGACUCUCCGUAGUUGCUCGAUUCCAUUGGCUGAGAUCUGUCUCUAUGCAAAUCCAACCCUGGAGGGACGCAUUCCAGCACUGUCGACUGACUGCCAGUAAAACCCUGCCUCCCACUGUCGGGACGUUCAUUCAUACGCAGCAACUCAACUCUAUACACAACCGGAGCAUUCAACAAGGGUUUGUCGAAAUAUAAGGCUGUUUGCAGUGACACAUCCUAGCCUAUCCCUCGUUUACAUUCCAGACACUAUUUAUAAAAGCGAAAUUGAAGUAUUAAAGUUUUUUCCGUCUCCCAUGUUGGCACGCAUAGAGACGAGAAGAUCCCUAUUGCGAAUUGGGGAGCCAUAGAACAUCCAUCAAAGUUGACCUUUUGUGGCGAGUAACUCACAAGUUAUUGAAGAACAACAGAAGAGGAAAAGGCGAGAAAAAAAUAACUAAACUGGACUUUCAUAUUCGCUGCUCAUUUGAAUGCGCCCUGAGACCUCCUUGGAUGACGGUCGGGUUUUAUUUAGUAUCUGCUCGGUGGAUGCCUCGUCAGUUUAUGUGUCCAUAACACGGAUCAUGGAAUGAGGACUUCACACACCGAAAUUUGGCGGGAUGUGCGUAAUUUGUUAACCGAAGGUCUUUGACUCCACUACAACGCAGAGACCCAGUUUUAUUCGUGCCCACGCAGGUAUCAGACUGUCGCCUGAUUUCCACUGUUGAUCCACGUGCCUUGGGAGAGUUCAUCUAACGACAACGGGUUUAAUUUUAGAGGCAACUUUCAGAAGAAACAUAGAGCUAUAUAUUCCACAGAGAGUCCGUUUAACUGGAUCCUACUGCGGUGUACAAAUGGUCUUCCUUUGGGACGCCAAAUACGACCCAGCACCUGGUCGGCGCUUCUCCCCCCCUUCCACCACCCUGUUGUCAGGUAAGAUGAGUGAGGGUCUGCCCCUGGGUGCCCAGGAGAGCAGUAGCGCCGCCCUGGUGGGAAAACUGCGUAUUGCAGACCGAGGCAUGGUGGAGGUGCUGUCAGAACACCCUGGAGAACUGGUGAGGACAGACAGCCCCAACUUCAUCUGUUCUGUCCUACCCACACACUGGAGGUGCAACAAGACGCUGCCCAUCGCAUUCAAGGUGGUUGCCCUUGGUGAUAUCCCUGACGGUACCUUGGUCACGGUGAUGGCGGGGAACGAUGAGAACUACUCAGCAGAGCUCCGCAAUGCCACGGCCGCCCUCAAGAACCAGGUGGCUCGCUUCAACGACCUGCGCUUCGUAGGCCGCAGCGGACGAGGGAAGAGUUUCACUCUGACCAUCACAGUGUUCACCAACCCUCCCCAGGUGGCCACCUACCAGAGAGCUAUCAAGAUCACCGUGGACGGGCCCAGAGAACCACGCCGUGAGUACCACCUUCAUCCUCAUCAUCGCACUUAUCAACAUCAACGUCACAUGACUCCGUCGGUUGAAGGAUGAGCGUGGGUGUAGGAUUGCACUAAGACAAUGAAAGACAAUGCAUCCUAAGCAUAGUUAUCCUCAUCAUUAUUAUACAAGUUGUUAUUACAUUAUCAUGAUCGUGCUGACCAUCAUGACCAUAAUUACCAUUAGAGUGGUAUGGGAUUUGUAGUUGCAUUAGUUCUGGAUUGUAGUUCUGGGAGGGUGCUGAUUGGAAGAAUCAUCACACCUGUGUCUCGUGGUUGUUAACGGGACUAUUCCCUGAUGGUCCGUUAUUCUGGUCGGGAAUCUGGUGUUGGGCGCCGUGCAACGAUCCAGGGUCUGGCUGGCUGGCUGGCUCAAUGUGUGUGUGUGUGUGUGUGGAGGGUCUGGCUGGCUCUAGGUUCUGGCCCGCGCUUCAAAGGGCUAAGACACAGGCUCCAGUUACAGCACCACUUCCUCCCAGUACACCAGUCGUGUGUGUGUGUGUGUGUGAGUGAGAAUGUGAAGACGAGUGAUGGUUUUUCACAGCUGAGGCUGGCUAGCUGGCUGGAUACUUUCUGUCUCCGUUUUCUUCCU